CCCCUUCAAAGAGGCUAAAAGCAACCGACCGGCAUUCAACAUGGACCCUUGCGACUGCUCCAAGACCGGAACCUGCAUAUGCGCUGGUUCCUGUGCUUGCACCAACUGCUCCCACACCGCUUGCAAGAAAAACUGCCGCUCAAGCCGUCCGCGCGAAUGUACCAAAUGCGCAUCAGGGUACGUGUCCAAAGACAAGAUGUGUGACGCUAGCUGCUGUCAGUGA
Hippocampus zosterae (dwarf seahorse) is the source of this 223-nucleotide messenger RNA. Its product is annotated as metallothionein-like. The transcript has a single exon. The record is from RefSeq and is a predicted model, not a curated record. Gene Ontology annotation, molecular function: metal ion binding. NCBI's taxonomy places the organism in Eukaryota, Metazoa, Chordata, Actinopteri, Syngnathiformes, Syngnathidae. Bases 41 to 223 code for a protein of 60 amino acids.